Molecule: messenger RNA, 393 nt
Organism: Funneliformis caledonium
Lineage: Eukaryota; Fungi; Glomeromycota; Glomeromycetes; Glomerales; Glomeraceae
Source: the annotation of a GenBank genome assembly
AUGAGUUCACUCAAUAACUUGGACAAAGAAAAUAUAUGCGUAUUGGAUGUUCACAUAAGUGAGGAUGCCUACAAAGAGAUCAAUUUUGUAGAAAUCAUUCUAUCGACGUUAAAUGUCGAAUUUUGGUUGGAAAUAUGGAAAUUUAAAAAAGAUUAUCGAAAUGAAAUCUCCCCCAAAAUUGGUUUUGAACGUGUUCAACCAUUCAAUAUUCGCAUCACAACUACUGAUGCUCCCUUAAAACGACUAUGGAAGAGAUGCAAGAAAUUAUAUCAUGAGGUGUUUAAACCUUUUACCCGUCCGUCAUUAGGAUUAGGAGAAUUGCGAAUGAAACAACCAAAAGAAAAACAGUGUCAAAUGAAGCAAAAGCAACAACGGCAUGUUUCUUUUAGAUGA